UAAAUAAUUUGUAAAGACAGAACACAGAAUCAAAUACUGUUGAAUCAGUAAAAAGCAGAAAAACGGAUAGAGAAAGCAGAGCCCGCUUUCUGCUCUGUACAUAGAGAUUUUCACAAUAUACAUUCCAAUCUGUACUCUAAAAAUAGCAUUCUCAAAGAACCAACCGAUUAACCGUAAUAACGAUCGUGCUCGGAAAUCACACCCGUGAGCACGCGCCAAUUCUGGAGAAGUAGAUUGAUCUGAUCCGUUUAGUGAGGACAUGAGCUCCGACACGUCCACUGGCGGCGGUUCUUCCAGCGGUUCUUCAUCGGCGGCGGGCAGGGACAAGAAGAGGGGGAAGGCUAAAGUGAGUCGCACUUCAAUGAUACUAUGGCAUUCGCACCAAAACGAUGCCGUCGCUGUCCGGAAGCUUCUGGAGGAAGAUCCGUCGCUUGUGAAGGCCAGAGACUACGAUAAUCGCACUCCACUUCAUGUGGCUUCCCUCCAUGGUUGGAUUGACGUUGCUAAGUGCUUGAUUGAAUUUGGCGCCGACGUUAACGCUCAGGAUCGUUGGAGAAACACUCCUCUAGCUGAUGCAGAAGGGGCUAAAAAGUAUAGCAUGAUGGAGCUUUUUAAAUCUUAUGGAGGCUUGUCUUAUGGCCAAAGUGGCAGCCACACUGAACAGAAGCCCGUUGCACCCCCAUUGCCUAACAAGUGUGAUUGGGAAGUCGACCCUACUGAGCUGGACUUCUCGCAUUCAGUUCGUAUUGGGAAGGGAUCUUUUGGUGAGAUUUUAAAAGCCCAUUGGCGUGGGACGCCAGUUGCUGUUAAACGCAUUCUUCCAUCUCUUUCAGAUGAUAAAUUGGUGAUGUAAGAUUUACUCGCCAUUCUUUUGCUCCUAUUAUUUUUCUCCUAACGAGUUUGUGACUGAUAUCUGGAGACGUAAGACUCAAAUACCAUCUGAUUGCAUGUGAUUGAAGAAUCUGUUAAAACUAAAGCCUUGUUUUUACAUGUCAUCUUUCAAGUUUGGCUCGGGGCAAUAGGGAACCAAUUCAAAGAUGACAUUAGGUUCUUG
Messenger RNA from Prosopis cineraria, 1054 nucleotides. RefSeq names its product serine/threonine-protein kinase VIK-like. The record is from RefSeq and is a predicted model, not a curated record. The transcript is spliced from 4 exons. Lineage: Eukaryota; Viridiplantae; Streptophyta; Magnoliopsida; Fabales; Fabaceae. Gene Ontology annotation, cellular component: nucleus. Gene Ontology annotation, molecular function: protein binding; ATP binding. Gene Ontology annotation, biological process: regulation of gene expression. Bases 260 to 853 code for a protein of 197 amino acids.